AUGUUCUCACGCUUCCAGAGUCUCCCUACAGAGCUCCGACUUCAAAUCUGGCGUGAAGCUAUGCCGCCGAGUCUCGAAAAGCCACUGUACUUUUAUAAAAAGGGAUGUUGGCAACCACAUCGCCUAACCGAAGGUGACAAUGGCUACUACCCUGACAACGAAGAGCUUCAUUUGGAAAUGAGCUUCUUUCAUGAUCGCCUAGACCCUCUUCAUUUGGAUGUCCCACUUUAUUCUGUGAGCCACGAGGCACGCAGAUUUGCUCUGGAGUGGAUUGCUAGGCAGGGACUGGAAACUCGCUUUGAUGACGAACACCAGUCCAUAUUCCUUAUCCGGCCAUUCGACCCCCAGUCAAGUGUACUUUAUGUUCCAAAGAUAACAUGGAUUGAAUUUCUUUGUGAAGAGAGCUAUCGACUAUUCGAUGAAGACCUUUUGGGUAGAAGCGUCGGUUGUAAUAUCGCGCCCAUCACGUGCCUUGCCGUGCCACACGAUGUGAUUAUAGAUGAGUCAGACGGUGUACUGGCUGAGUUACUUGAUGAGUAUAGAAUUUAUAAGAUAUUCGUUCUUCUUGGUGCUCAAUCAGAUGGUACUUGGCAGGACCUGAAGGAUGUCAAGCCUCAGGAGGGGUGGGAGUUGGAGACAGAUGUUCAGUGGCCGAUUUUCUCAUGGACUUUUGACAGCAAAAGCUUUCAGUGGGGGAAAGCAGAAAGAAACAUCAGCGAAUAUCCCUUAUUUGAUAGAUUGCAGAAAUCCAAUUCGAAAUUGAGUGCAAAGCUGCUGGAUAAAAGACAAGAACGAUUCGAUAUUGUUCCUGCUGUUGCUGUGAGAAACUGA
Messenger RNA from Penicillium angulare, 831 nucleotides. RefSeq lists its product as uncharacterized. The transcript has a single exon. Bases 1 to 831 code for a protein of 276 amino acids. NCBI's taxonomy places the organism in Eukaryota, Fungi, Ascomycota, Eurotiomycetes, Eurotiales, Aspergillaceae. The record is from RefSeq and is a predicted model, not a curated record.